This is a messenger RNA of Sus scrofa (pig), 786 nucleotides long. It is a transcript of the gene PPP1R2C, whose product is annotated as PPP1R2 family member C. The record is from RefSeq and is a predicted model, not a curated record. Lineage: Eukaryota; Metazoa; Chordata; Mammalia; Artiodactyla; Suidae. Gene Ontology annotation, biological process: regulation of signal transduction. Gene Ontology annotation, molecular function: protein phosphatase inhibitor activity.
AUGGCAGCCCCCACCGCCUCGCACGGACCCAUCAAGGGGAUCCUGAAAACAAGCUCCACGGCCUCGUCGGUGGCGGCCUCUGUCCAGCAGGCCGGGGGCGCUGUUGCGGAGGUGCAGAGAAAGAAGUCCCAGAAGUGGGACGAGAAGAACAUCCUGGCGACCUACCGGCCAGAGUACAGAGACUACGAUUUCAUGAAGACGAAUGAGCCCAGCACCCCCCAGCUCGGUCUGCUGGAGGACCCAGAAGAUGCAGCGUGUGACUCUGCAACCAAAGAAACCCUGACCCUGGACAAUCUAGCUAAGAAAUUAGCUGCCACUGAUACCUCGGAGCUCAGCUAUCACUUAGGGGAGCCAGAGAGGGAAGGGGCACACACCAGCAAAAUCUUCCUAGACAAACAGGAGAAACACCGGCAGUUCGAAAUGAAAAGGAAGCUUCACUACAACGAAGGACUGAACAUCAAACUGGCCCGACAACUGAUUUCCAGAGAUCUAGAACGUGAGGAGGAGGAGGAUGAAAACAAAGAAAGUCGGCAUGUCACCAGCCAAGACAAGACUACCCUGGGAGAACUGGAAGAAGGCCCCGCCAGCGAUGAACUGCAGACCUAGUCAGGCUACGUGUAAAAAAAAAAACCUUCCAUCGACGCUGCAAUUGUCAGAUCCGAGUCCUCUUACGAUCACUCACUGCUUCUUGUACAGCUCAGGCUUCAAGUACUGAAAUACUUAUCAGUUCAAUUGUACGGCCAUAAUUAAAUGGUAAACUUUAAAAAUAAUAGAUUAACUGGAAAA